AUGUCCUUUAGGAAUUUAGACUCCACAAAAGACAAAAUUCAGUACGAUAAAAUACAGAAUGCGAUGCGAAAGAAAAUCAAAGUCUGUGAACUCUCCAAUUUGUACUCCAAAAUUGAAUUGGGAACAUUCAACACUUCGAAUAAUCCAGAGAUAUUCGUCAAAGAAAAACGGUACCACCCAGCUCGAUACCCCAACUGGGAAUAUACAAACACUUCAACAGUAACAGACAGAAUUUACAUCUUAAAGAAAGAAGCUGCCACUGACACACCAGUGUCUCCUGAUGUCUCCGGUUUCUAUAUUCUUCAAAAAGAAGUGAUUUGUGGUAACCGAAGUGUAUACAAAAGUGAGAAGAGUUACUCCGGGAAGAGAUAUUACCUCUACAAGAACGACUCAAACUACUGGAGUUUAUCUUCUCGUUUUGACUGUGGUGUCCCGACACAAAGUGACGGGGCGUAUUGGGCAAUGAAGAGAACGAACAUGGCCGGAUCACUUAACCCGGUUGAUUCAUCUGGAGCUAAAGGGAAGUACUCGUUACAAGAGAGUAAUGCUAUCUUUAGAGGAAAUGUGUGGAUAGCAUACGUCCCUGAGCAAAAUGGAACGACUUUUUAUUACUCUGACGAUCAUUUGGAUCAAUACGAAAGUUAUGACAGUGUCUGGAUACGAGCAAAAUGGCUCAUCUUUUCACAAGAACAGAGCGCGAAAGGGAAAAUCAAGAAGAGCGACAAAUCAAUCACUUUAGAUAGACCACUGGGCGGGGGCGAUUAUUAUGGCAUGAAAAGUGGACAGCCGUUUUAUAUUUAUAAUUUGAUAGAAGAACUUGACGAAGAAGGAGAAUACUAUAUAGACUACGAUGAAAAGAAGUUAUAUAUUAUUAUGCCAGACAACGCAGAUGAUAUCUGGAUAUCACAGAGCUUGAGCCCGAUCUUUAGAAUUCAAUUUAUAAAUGGUGUUAGUCUUGAGAACUUAAUAUUUGAAUAUUCGAUUGAGGACUUUGUGGACUUCUGGGCAGUCAAUCAUUGUUCCGUCUUAAAUUGCACUUUUAGACACGGCGGAAAGAGGGGAGUAUAUAUAUAUGGAACUGUCAAUAAUAACAUAACGAGAAAUGUUAUAUAUGACACAGGGGCACAAUCUGCAACACUGAAAUGUGGAAACAUCUCUCAAUUAGUACGAGGAGAGUGUCACUUAGAUCACAAUUAUGCAAACACUUCUUCUCAAUUACAAUUCACUUUUGUUCCGGCAUUUUCGAUCGAAGGCUGUGGAAAUUACAUGAAACACAAUUUAGUGGAAAAUGUCCCACAUGUUGGAUAUGUCUAUGGCGGCCCAGAACUUGAAAUUUCAUACAAUGAAGCUAUUAAUAUCUGCAAUAGUGCUUCAGACUGUGGCGCGUUAUACACUGGCGCACAUUUUGAGUAUCGAGGAGGUUCUAUUAAAUACAAUUUCUUCCAUGACUCUAAAGGCUUUGGGCAACCUGGUGGGGGGUCUUAUGUGAUUGGUAUUUACAUCGACGAUAAUAUGAGUGGCCAAGAGAUCUUUGGAAAUGUUGUCGCCAAUUUUGUUGGGAAUGGCAUUCACCACGGCGGAGGAAGAGAAAACAAUAUUUAUAAUAACAUAUUUUAUCACUGCACAUAUGGGUAUCACGGGGAUGCUCGUGGGCCUUAUAGAUAUCACUAUGAAGCGGGUAUGCCAUAUAAUUUACUUGAAAAUAUCGAGAAAAAUGGAGUUGAUAGAUAUAACCCGCCUUGGAGUACCAAAUACCCCUCAUUAAGCAGACUCCCUAAAACUAAUGAAGAGUUGAAGAAGCCGGAAAAUCAACACUGGAUUAUGCCAGAAGAGUGUGAUAUUUGGUGUAAUGUGAUGUAUGCAUCAACUAAACAGGACGCUGGAUAUCAAGAUGGAGUUGAAAAUUAUAUCAGAAGAUGGGAAUGGAACACUAAUUCGAGCCAAGACCCAAUGUUCUUUGACGCAUUUAAUUUGGACUUCAGAAUGAGAGAAAAUGGGGAAAUUUAUAAGUAUAAUUGUUGGAAGGAAAUACCUUAUGAAAAUAUCGGGAUUAACAAAGAAGAUGGAUGCAAUGAAGUUAUAAAGCAUCUAAUUAUUAUUGUCGUGGUACUCGUUUUAAGCUUCUGA
This is a messenger RNA of Entamoeba invadens IP1, 2127 nucleotides long. RefSeq lists its product as hypothetical. NCBI's taxonomy places the organism in Eukaryota, Evosea, Mastigamoebida, Endamoebidae. The record is from RefSeq and is a predicted model, not a curated record. Bases 1 to 2127 code for a protein of 708 amino acids. The transcript has a single exon.